Molecule: messenger RNA, 3459 nt
Organism: Microsporum canis CBS 113480
Lineage: Eukaryota; Fungi; Ascomycota; Eurotiomycetes; Onygenales; Arthrodermataceae
Product: RNA-dependent RNA polymerase
Exons: 6
Coding region: 1-3459 (1152 amino acids)
Biological process (GO): siRNA processing
Cellular component (GO): nuclear RNA-directed RNA polymerase complex
Molecular function (GO): RNA-directed RNA polymerase activity
Source: RefSeq, a predicted model, not a curated record
AUGGAGAUAUUCUGCCGCAACAUCCCGGAGCAGGUGCAAGAGAAACAUUUGAGAAAGGAGCUCAAACCUAUCCUGGAACACUUUCAGAUAUCCGCUUUUGAUUUCCAAAAGGUGGGCAAGAAAAAUGGUAAAAUCACAGUUGCAGAUGCGAGGAAAGGCCAGCGCUUCCUCGACGCAUAUGAAUCCCGCCCGAGACCUACACAGGGCACAUCCAAGCCAUUCAGAUCUCCCGCCACUCUGAAGCUAUACGGUUUCGCCGUUCACAUAUGUAAAAGCCAUAAUGCACCCCAUGAUUUGCUUCUACGAUCUCUUCAGGAAGAAGAGGAAGAAAAGCGCGUUGCACAUUUUGCUCCCGCCCCAAGAUCAAUUACAGGGGAAAUUAACAGGGUUAGACGUUUUCAGGUCACUAUGAUGUCCUGUGGAUCGUGGGAUUACCGUGAAAAUCAACCAGUAUUUAUUGAAUACUUUCGACUGCCAUACACCGGAUUCAUCAAUCUUGGGAAGACAGCAUUUGAUGCCACUUUUACAGAUUUUCGCGAUAUGACAAAAUAUAGCAUGGAGGUGCCCUACUGGAAUAUAGCUGACUCUAUUUACGUGGGAGCAUAUGCUAAAGCAUCCGUGACUAUUACUACCUUUGUGGCCCCUAGGUUCUAUAUUUCUGAUUCUAUAGAGCAAGUGAAAGUGAAAAUGGCACUGCUCGGGAAAAGCGGACGGCCACCACCAGCUAAGAGAAGAGUCGGCCACCUUCUACCUGAGCACGAGAAAACUGCUGCAAGAUGUUUUACCUACCGAUUUGCCCUUCAGGACCCCCGGGAUACCGGUGUCAAACUAGUAUGGAAUGGAGAUCUUUCACUGGACCGGGCCUCGCUAUUUUUUCCUGUUGUCCUUCGGCUUUAUAAACAACACAAUCCUGAUACUAUUGCCCAAGCGCUUAGCCGACUAAGCCGAGACUUACAGUUUCCAUCACCCGGUGUAUUGCCCUCUGAGGUUGGAAUUGAAGCAAUUACAGAAGUUUUUGAAAACACUAUCGACUCUAUUCUGAGAAAUGGGAGUGAGUUGGAUUUCAACCUCGUUCAUCAAAAUAACGUGCUGGUGCAUCGCGCAAUGGUUACCCCUUGCGGAAUUUAUCUCCUCGGCCCGUAUGCUGAAGUAAAAAACCGAAUUCUACGCAAGUACUUGGGCAAUACUGAUUAUUUCCUUCGUGUCGAGUUUCUGGACGAGAAUGGUGAUCCUGUUUUUUUCGACCCAAACGCAAAUUUGGAGAAAAUCUUUCAUGAAAGGUUUUCUGGGGUUAUGAAGCGCGGAAUUGAAGUUGCUGGUCGUAAUUUCAACUUUCUCGGAUUCUCUCAUUCGUCUUUACGAUCCCAGACAUGUUGGUUUGCAGCUCCUUUUACUACACCAGAUGGGGAGUACCUCGACGCUAGAACAAUAAUCAACAGCAUCGGUCACUUUGAUCAUAUACGUUCUCCUUCCAAACAGGCGGCUAGGAUUGGCCAAGCAUUUUCUGAUACCCUCACCUCCAUCUCUGUCUCUAAAGAGGCUGUAAGAUUGAGAGUACCAGAUGUUGAGAGAAAUGGACGUAUUUUCAGCGAUGGGGUUGGGGUUAUUUCCCGCGAGUUGAUGUACAAGAUCUGGAAUGAAUAUGCUCUGCGAGAGAAGGUGAAGCCAACUGUUUUCCAGAUAAGAAUUGCUGGAGCUAAGGGGAUGGUUUCACUUGAUACCUCGAGACAAGGUGAAUUCUUGAUGCUUAGAGAAUCCAUGGUGAAAUUUCCAACAGAUGAUUCAUAUAAUAUCGAGAUUUGCGGAGCCGGUAUUAAAGCAUUGCCAUUUUAUCUAAACAGCCAGAUUAUCAAGAUUUUGGAAGACUUGGGGGUUCCAUUUGCGGCUUUCCAUCAAUUACAACAAGACGAAAUUCUCUCUCUAUAUUCGACAUUCAACUCCACAGAACAAGCUGCUAAAUUCCUUGAGGAUUCACCUGUACCUAGAUCGCUCCGUUUGCCAUGGUUACUCCUAGUCUUAAAGGGCUUAGGACUACGCUAUACUCUAGACCCCUUCUUACAUCGAAUAAUGGAGCUGACAACUCUAUUGAAACUUCGUGACCUGAAAUACCGCGCUAGAAUCCGUGUCCCUAAUGCUGUUACACUCUACGGAAUAAUGGAUGAGACGGGCUACCUAAAGGAAAAUGAAAUCUACUGUGUGUUUCUCUCCGAGGAUGGCCGACGAGAAAUUCUUGUUCGUGAUAACGUUGUUGUUACUCGGUCGCCAGCUCUACACCCAGGGGAUGUUCAGGUUGUGAAUGCAGUUGAUGUCCCAGCCAAUUCACCUCUUCGCAGGCUACAUAACUGUGUUGCAUUCAGUCAACAUGGAGUUCGCGACCUUCCAAGUAUGUUAAGCGGUGGAGACCUUGACGGAGACCUUUACAAUAUCAUUUAUGAUACCCGAUUGAUCCCUCAACAGACUUUUCCGCCAGCCGAUUAUCCCUUAGUUAAAACUAGGGAACUAAACAGAAAGGUCGAAAGCAAUGAUAUUAUCGAUUUCUUUGUGACAUUUAUGCAACAAGAUCAAUUAGGCCGAAUUGCAACUACUCACCAGGCGAUUGCGGACCAGUCAUCACUUGGUACUAGAGAUGAAACCUGUUUAAAGCUUGCUCACUUACAUUCUGUUGCGGUUGACUACUCUAAGAGUGGAAUCCCAGUCAAUGUCUUGGAUAUUCCAAGGGCUCCCCGAAUUCGCCCGGACUUUAUGGCUCCGAGCCCCAGAAUUCUGAUUGAAGACAGCAUUGAAGACAGCAUUGAACACAUCAUACGUGAAACAGAAAAAACUGUCCAAGAGGACGACGAUGACAACGACCGCCCAAGGAUCCGAUAUUACAAGAGCCAUAAUAUCCUGGGGCGCCUCUAUCGUUCUAUUGAUGAACAAAGCUUCCUCCGUCGACUUCGAGACGUAGGAACGGUUAACAAUGACAGCCGUAAGAGUGUACUGCAAUCAAUCUGGAGAUAUGUGGAGAAAGAGGUAGAUGGUUUUUUUUGGAACCAUCUUACAGGGAUCUGUCAUGACAUCAAAGAGAUUUACGAGGAUCAACUUCGAGAGUUGAUGCGUCAAUACUCAGCAACACCAUGGAAGAGUUCUAUCACAGAAUAUGAAGUAGUUGUGGGCACAAUUCUUGGCCCCGGGCAUAAACAACGUCGAAGAGACAAAGAGACCUCUAAGGAGAUGCGAGCAUCAUACAGCCGUCUUGUUGAAUUCACAAUUUCUAUGAUCAGGGAUACGGAAUCUGGUGGAACAGAGGCCCUCGAGCGCUCUAUUGCAUGCUUUUGGGUAGCCAUCAACGAGCAGAGUUUUUCACAAAAGCCAGGUUUUCGGAAUGCAAAUCAGGAGAAGCUACUUAGCUUUCCUUGGAUAGCUGCCGUGACAUGUCUGGACGAGGUUGAUAAAUUUCAGAGAUCUGCUCCCCUCUGA